AUGCGACAAAAAAUCCUAGAGCUAGAGGAGCUCGACCUGAUAGUUUACCAGACUAAGCACAUACGUACUCCUUACCGUGCGGGACUAGCAAACGGCGUAUUGAACCAAGCACGCGCCGAAUAUCGUUACGAAGGUCUUCUGUCAAAAUUCUUCGCAGCCGACAACAAACGAAAGCACGACCUGCUCUUGGCCAAAGUGGCGGGCAAGACGGUGGUAGAACAAGAAGCUUAA
This is a messenger RNA of Sphaeroforma arctica JP610, 231 nucleotides long. RefSeq lists its product as hypothetical. The coding region runs from base 1 to 231 and encodes 76 amino acids. Lineage: Eukaryota; Ichthyosporea; Ichthyophonida. The transcript has a single exon. The record is from RefSeq and is a predicted model, not a curated record.